GAUGCAACCUCUCAAAUAUCGUCUUUAAAUAAGGUGAAAGAGAUUGAAUUUUGGAAAUCUUCAUUUAUCAAAUCUUUAUUCAUCGGUGUCCCUAUGUUCAUCGUCAAUAAUGUUUUUCCAGCUACAGACCUUGAUUCCUCAUGGCAUAUUUUCCAUGGAUUAUACAUGGAAUCUUUAAUUGAAUGGGGGCUUGCUUCUUAUAUCCAAUUUGGUGCCGGUAAAUUUUUCUAUAUCAACGCUUAUAAUUCAUUAAAGCACGGGUCAGGAACAAUGGAUUUGUUGAUUUGUAUUUCCACAAACAUUUCAUAUUUCUUUUCGGUGCUAACCAUUUUGAUUUCAUUCUUUAGAGGUUCUGACAAAACACCACCAAAAACUUUAUUUGAAACUGCUGUUUUGUUGAUCAAUUUUGUUUCAUUGGGUAAAUGGAUGGAGAAUAAAGCCAAGAGUGAAACUUCAUCUUCUCUCUCAAAAUUGAUUAACUUGACCUCAACUGAAUGUACCAUUGUUCAAGAACCUGAAAACUUUGAUUUGAAUUCAGUAAAUCAAGUCAUGACCAUUCCAAUCAACUAUUUACAGAUAAAUGAUAUUUUGGAGAUCAAAGCUGGUGAGAAAAUUCCAGCUGAUGGGUUUAUCGUCAGUGGUGAAUCUGAAAUUGAUGAAUCCUUAUUAACAGGUGAAUCUUUGCCAAUUUUUAAGAAAGAAAGUGAUAGAGUUAUUGGAGGUUCAAUUAAUGGUGUGGGUCACUUAUUUGUUAGAGUUACUUCAACUUCUGAAAACUCACAAUUUUCCAAAAUCAUCAAAUUAGUUAAAUCUGCACAAAUGAAUAAAGCUCCUAUCCAAAGUUAUGCAGAUUACGUUGCUGGUAUUUUCGUCCCAACCAUUAUCACGCUCUCCUUCUUGACAUUUAUUUGUUGGAUCAUUAUUUGUGAAGUGUUGCCAAAUCCUCCAGCAGUCUUCAACAAUGUCAAUGGUAAAUUAUACAUUUGCUUAAAAAUUGCCAUUUCUGUUAUCGUUGUUGCAUGUCCCUGUGCGUUAGGAUUAGCUGCUCCAACUGCUGUCAUGGUUGGUACUGGUGUUGGGGCCUCUAAUGGUGUUUUAAUUAAAGGUGGUGAAGUUUUAGAAACUGCUAAUAAUGUUGAUGUUUUGCUAUUCGACAAAACUGGUACUUUAACAAUAGGAUCUAUGAUUGUUUCCAAUUUCCGUGUUUUUGGUGAUUGGGCCGAAAGUUUGGUUUUAGAAUUAGUGGGUGCGGUCGAAGCUAAGAGUGAACAUCCUAUUGGGGUUGCUAUUACUAAACAUGCAACUGAGGUUUUAGGUCCAUUGAAUACUGUCAUUGAUUCAUCUGAAGUGAAAAUUGGUAAAGGUAUAAUUGCCAAUGUUUCUCUGAAUGGUAAAAAAUAUGAAGUUGCUAUUGGUAAUCUGAAAACAUUUUCAGAUGACUUUUUAAAGGAAAAUACAGAUAGAUUAAAUGUUGAUUCAGAUAACACAGUGGCCCAUAUUGCAAUCAAUAAUCAAUACGUCGGUUAUUUGGAAUUAGAAGAUGCAGUAAAGAAAGAUUCAGCUACCGUUAUAAAUUUUUUGAAAUAUGAAGGUUAUGAAGUGGCUAUGGUUACUGGUGAUUCUGCUAAAGCUGCAAACAAAAUCGCCGCUCAAGUUGGUAUUCCUUACAAAAAUGUUUAUUCUGAAAUUUCACCAUACGGUAAAGAACAACUAGUUCGUGAUUUCCAAUCUCGUGGAUUAAAAGUUGCUUUUAUUGGUGAUGGUAUUAAUGAUUCUCCUGCUUUGGCACAAUCAGAUUUGGGUAUUGCUAUUGCUUCGGGUACAGAUAUCGCAUUAGAAGCUGCUGAUAUCGUCUUUUUGAAUAAUGAAUUGAAACUAAAUGGUAUCUCAUCAGCUUUAUCCAUCUCAAACUCUACAUUGAGAAGAAUCAAAUGGAACUUGUUUUGGUCUUGUGUUUACAAUAUGACAAUGUUGCCUAUUGCCAUGGGUGUUUUAAUUCCUUGGGGUAUCCAAUUGAGUCCUCUGGCUGCUGGUGCUGCUAUGGCAUUCAGUUCUGUUAGUGUUGUUUUAAGUUCACUGUGGUUGAAAAGAUGGACUCCACCAGAUAUCUCCAAGUAU
Molecule: messenger RNA, 2118 nt
Organism: Hansenula anomala
Lineage: Eukaryota; Fungi; Ascomycota; Saccharomycetes; Phaffomycetales; Wickerhamomycetaceae
Gene: CCC2
Product: Cu(2+)-transporting P-type ATPase CCC2
Exons: 1
Biological process (GO): copper ion homeostasis; monoatomic cation transport
Cellular component (GO): membrane
Molecular function (GO): ATP hydrolysis activity; ATP binding; copper ion binding
Source: RefSeq, a predicted model, not a curated record